This is a messenger RNA of Amoebophrya sp. A25, 723 nucleotides long. Lineage: Eukaryota; Dinophyceae; Syndiniales; Amoebophryaceae. The record is from the annotation of a GenBank genome assembly.
AUGUUCCAGCUCGCGAAACAUCACCCACGAAUGGUUUGUGUUGCGUCAGACAGGCUGUUAGAAACAAAACACUUUGCAUACCAUGCUGCAUCGUGUGGUCCUGUGUUACGUUUCUUUCCGCAUUUCGCGCGAACAGACCCGUGCUUUGUGCGAAUGUGCCUCCAGCAUGCCUCAUUUGAGGAGCAGUACGAUUUUCCGCGUGUGAAAAGAUCGGGCGUCCUGCCUGUUCAUCUUGAGAUGCGAUGCGAAGAGGCGCGUGCAGAACCCAUCUCCGCUGAGGAAGUGGAUGCGUGUCUGAGUAGUAGGUGUUCUGUGGAAAAGAAGUCUUCUUUGCAGACACCCAACUACGUCCUGGUCGAACAACUGGAGAAAGAACUCAAGCAAUCGAUAUCCUUGGCUUCGGAGGCUAGCGAAAAUCGGACACCAGACACAACGAGCAGAGGGACGGACGCAGUCUGUAGUUCUUCAUCUUUCCCCCUUGACCAUCUCGAGAUCGAGCUUGACUGGGACCGUCUAAAGAAGCCUGGAUGCUACCUUACAGUUGACGUUUUGCGUGAUAAUGUUAUCGAAGGAACGGUAUUUGAACCGGCAAAACUAACAUCACCACCAGGUGGUAUGAUCUCCACAAGCUUCUCGAUGGACAUUCCACUCCUUUUCAGGGACCCCGAAGUAGCCUCGGGUAGCGUCCAUGAUAUCGAGUGGCGCUGUGCCAGAAACUUCGCC